Molecule: messenger RNA, 1170 nt
Organism: Ramularia collo-cygni
Lineage: Eukaryota; Fungi; Ascomycota; Dothideomycetes; Mycosphaerellales; Mycosphaerellaceae
Product: 26S protease regulatory subunit 8
Exons: 2
Coding region: 1-1170 (389 amino acids)
Biological process (GO): proteasome-mediated ubiquitin-dependent protein catabolic process
Cellular component (GO): proteasome regulatory particle, base subcomplex
Molecular function (GO): proteasome-activating activity; ATP binding; ATP hydrolysis activity
Source: RefSeq, a predicted model, not a curated record
AUGGCGCUGGACACGUUCUUCAACAACAAGAUCGAGAGCAUGAAGCUCGAGAUCAUUCAAGGCCAAUCGGUUCUCCGGCGACUUGAAGCACAGCGAAACGAAUACAACAGCCGCGUGCGGCUACUACGGGAAGAGCUGGGUCUGCUCCAGCAGCCAGGGAGCUAUGUGGGCGAGGUGGUCAAGGUGAUGGGAACGAAGAAGGUGUUGGUCAAGGUGCAUCCCGAGGGCAAAUAUGUGGUCGACGUGGCGGAUGGCAUCGACAUCUCCAAACUCACAGCGGGCAAGCGCGUAACUCUUCUCUCCGAUUCCUACAAGCUCUCAUCACUCCUACCAUCAUCAGUCGACCCUCUUGUAUCUCUCAUGAUGGUGGAGAAGGUCCCCGACAGCACGUACGACAUGAUUGGUGGUCUGGACGAGCAGAUCAAACAGAUCAAGGAAGUCAUUGAGCUAGGCCUCAAGCACCCCGAACUCUUCGAAUCGCUCGGAAUCGCACAACCCAAGGGUGUAUUACUGUAUGGUCCUCCUGGUACCGGAAAGACGCUUCUAGCAAGAGCCGUGGCUCACCACACCGACUGCAAGUUCAUUCGCGUAUCGGGUUCCGAGCUCGUGCAAAAGUACAUUGGUGAGGGAUCACGUAUGGUGCGCGAGCUCUUCGUGAUGGCACGAGAGCACGCGCCCUCAAUCAUCUUCAUGGACGAAAUCGAUUCGAUCGGUUCCUCGCGUGUUGAGGGAUCAUCUGGCGGCGAUUCUGAGGUGCAGCGAACCAUGCUGGAACUCCUCAACCAGUUGGACGGCUUCGAGCCUACCAAGAACAUCAAGGUCAUCAUGGCCACCAACCGUCUCGAUAUCCUCGACCCCGCACUCCUCCGACCCGGCCGUAUCGACCGCAAGAUCGAAUUCCCUCCGCCAACGACCGAGGCCCGAGCUGACAUCCUCCGCAUUCACUCUCGCAGCAUGAACUUGACGAGAGGGAUCAACCUCAACAAGAUCGCGGAGAAGAUGAACGGCUGCUCCGGUGCAGAGCUCAAGGGUGUGUGCACGGAGGCUGGUAUGUUUGCAUUGAGGGAGCGAAGAGUACACGUCACGCAGGAGGACUUCGACCUGGCGACCGCAAAGGUGUUGAACAGGCACGACGACAAGGAGAUGAGUUUGAGCAAGCUGUGGAAGUAG